GCGGCCGGGGGCGGGGCUUUCCCGUGGCUCUCCCGGGUAGGCGGCGGGCAACUUCCGGCAAUAAAGCCUGACGCUCCGCCGUCAGGUGCGGGCUGCGGGCUUCUGAGCGCCAGGUGGGGCCGGGAUCGUCGGCGCGCUAGGCGAACUAUGCCAUUUUUGGGUCAGGACUGGAGAUCUCCGGGAUGGAGUUGGAUGAAAACCGAAGACGGCUGGAAAAGAUGUGAUGCGUGGAGCCAGGAACUGGAGGGAGAGAACAGCCAGUGUGACAUUGGCCCCGGCAUUAUCUUAAAUAGUGAAGAUGAAGAAAUAUUCAGUAACGAAGAGCAUGAAUAUGCAUCCAAAAAAAGGAAAAAGGACCAUUUUAGAAAUGACACAAAUACUCAGUGUUUUUAUCGUGAAAACUGGAUCUAUGUCCAUAAAGAAAGCACGAGAGAAAGACAUGGCUACUGUACUUUGGGAGAAGCUUUUAAUCGCUUAGACUUCUCGAGUGCGAUCCAGGACAUCCGAAGGUUCAAUUACGUGGUCAGGCUGUUGCAGCUGAUUGCAAAGUCCCAGCUGACCUCGCUGAGUGGUGUGGCCCAGAAGAACUACUUCAACAUCCUGGAUAAGAUCGUUCAGAAGGUUCUCGGUGACCACCAAAAUCCUCGCCUGAUCAAGGAUCUUCUCCAAGACCUCAGCUCCACCCUGUGCAUUCUGAUCCGAGGAGUAGGGAAGUCCGUGCUGGUGGGAAACAUCAACAUCUGGAUUUGCCGAUUGGAGACCGUUCUCCGCUGGCAGCAGCAGCUGCAGAAUCUUCAGAUGACGGAGCAGGUGGACAGUGGCCUGACACUCAGCGACCUCCCCGUGCACAUGCUCAGCAACAUCCUGUACAGGCUCUCGGAUGGGUGGGACAUCGUCACCUUGGGUCAGGUGACCCCGACACUGUCCGCGCUCAGCGAGGACCGGCAGCUGUGGAAGAAGCUCUGCCAGUACCACUUUGGGGAGAAGCAGUUUUGUAGACACUUGAUCCUUUCAGAAAAAGGCCAUGUGGAGUGGAAGCUGAUGUAUUUUGCGCUUCAGAAGCACUACCCCACCAAGGAGCAGUACGGAGACACCUUGCACUUCUGCCGGCAUUGCAGCAUCCUCUUCUGGAAGGACUGCCGCCUUGCUUUAUUACUCGAGGACUCGGGCCACCCCUGCACGGCCGCUGACCCGGACAGCUGCUUCACGCCUGUGUCCCCGCAGCACUUCAUCGACCUUUUCAAGUACUGAGGGCCUGGCCAGGCCCACCAUAACCUGGAGCCUGAGUUGGAGACAACGUGAAAAGGGCCUGUGGGCAGGGGCGCCUGUGGCUUCCACCUCUGAAGCCGGGUCAGGGAACCCCAGCAAAAUCCACCUUUGAAAUAGGGUCAAGGAACCCCAGCAAAAUCAUUUCUGCUCUCUUUAAAAAAUUCUUCUAAGCACAUUAAAAUUUGGAACUUUGUGUAUUUGUAAAUAUGGUUCAAAAAAAGAGUGUGUUUUCAGCACCACAUCCUGUGCUGAACUGACACCAACAGCCAAGAAGACUAUGCCUCUUAACGCAAAUGAUGGUUUUCCGAUUUUGUAGUGAUUGGGGUGAGGGUAGAUCACUGAUCCUUGUAAUGACAUUGUACAGAAUAUUUAUUUUUCUUAAGAUGUAUAUUAACUGUUUUGGUUGUGUCUGCACGAGUCUUCUCAGAUACAGAAGGAUCCAGGGAAGUAUGUGCCUGUCUCCUGGAUGCGCAGCAGUGGGUUGUGAAUUGUGCAGAUGGCUGAGACCCACAAGGGCCUGCGUCUGGGGCUGUGGUCCAGGGCUCGUGCCCAAUGCCAACAGACAGGACCCUGACCUGGGGGAGCCUGGUGUGGCCACUGCUUGGAACCCUCUUCUAGCAGAGUAAUAAAUCAUGUUUGUCUACCUGUUUUAACUUUGUCAGUUUUUGCAUCUUACUGAAAAAAGUAGUGUCAAUGAUUUUGAUAAUCGUUUAUUGAAACCUCUCAAAGAUAAUUUUAUUUUAAAAAUAUUGCAUGUACGUUUUAGAAAACUUUGAAAAUAAAGGUUUAUAAGAGAAUAAAACUGGUGCAUAACCAUGGCACCCAGAAUAUCUGUGCUUGCCAGAAAGCACGUUGGAAUGGCCCCGGCAGAUGCAGGGGAGAAAUGAACAGGGUCAGGGACCCGAGCCCAGUCACUUCUGCUUCCUUCUUCUUAGCAGGUGGAAAUGUGCAGUCUUGCGUAUUUGUAAAUAAAGAGUCUAUGCUUUCAGCACAUGUUCUGUGCCGAACUGGUGCAGCCAAAA
This is a messenger RNA of Capra hircus (goat), 2291 nucleotides long. RefSeq names its product F-box protein 25 (gene FBXO25). The transcript has 11 exons. Gene Ontology annotation, biological process: protein ubiquitination. Lineage: Eukaryota; Metazoa; Chordata; Mammalia; Artiodactyla; Bovidae. Bases 148 to 1251 code for a protein of 367 amino acids. The record is from RefSeq and is a predicted model, not a curated record. Gene Ontology annotation, cellular component: cytoplasm; SCF ubiquitin ligase complex; nucleus. Gene Ontology annotation, molecular function: protein binding.